Tyto alba (common barn owl) is the source of this 6352-nucleotide messenger RNA. It is a transcript of the gene PTK2, whose product is annotated as protein tyrosine kinase 2. The record is from RefSeq and is a predicted model, not a curated record. Gene Ontology annotation, biological process: protein phosphorylation; signal complex assembly. Gene Ontology annotation, cellular component: focal adhesion; cytoskeleton. NCBI's taxonomy places the organism in Eukaryota, Metazoa, Chordata, Aves, Strigiformes, Tytonidae. The transcript has 30 exons. The coding region runs from base 366 to 3290 and encodes 974 amino acids. Gene Ontology annotation, molecular function: ATP binding; protein tyrosine kinase activity.
ACGGGCGCCCACGCUCACUCCGCUGCCUCCUUUCGCCCUCCUCGGUACCUCACCCACCCCCCCCUCCCCGGGAAAGGAUGGUCCGGGCUUUCUCUCGCCGAGGCGUGAGAAGAUGAAGCCGCGGCGCGGCCUCCCCCCCCCGCCGCCGCCGCCGCCGGAGCGCGCUGCCCCGGCCGCGCUGAGGGGCCGCCGCCUUCCCGCCGCUCCCGCCGCCAGGUGAGGCCGGCGCGGCCCGGGGAGGCUUCGCGGAUCUCCCCCUGGCUCGGUCGGUUGACGUUCAAGCGGCUCCCAGCUCCCUCCCUCCCCUUCCCCUCCCUCCCCCCUGCAGGACCACAGGCUGCUGGAGCACUGAAUCGGGACAUUGUAUGCCGGAGCCUGGCUUGAAUCUCUGUACGGUCGUGUGUAUGUGGUUGCUGGAAGUGGCAGGCCAGCAGGCCCCGAAGCGAGCAGGUGCUAUCUAUAUGGAGAAAAGCGGCUGUAGCCCAUUCCCGAUAUGCUGGGCUAAAGAAUAUGACAGAUACCUAGCAUCUAGCAAAACCAUGGCAGCAGCUUAUCUUGAUCCAAACUUGAAUCAUACACCAAGUUCAAGUGCAAAGACACACCUCAGUACUGGGAUGGAGCGUUCCCCAGGGACCAUGGAACGAGUCUUAAAGGUUUUUCACUACUUUGAAAAUAGCAGUGAACCGACAACGUGGGCCAUCAUUAUCCGGCAUGGAGAUGCUACUGAUGUCCGAGGCAUAAUUCAGAAGAUUGUGGACAGUCACAAAGUGAAAAAUGUGGCCUGCUAUGGGUUACGGCUCAGUCAUCUGCAGUCUGAGGAGGUUCACUGGCUACACCUGGACAUGGGGGUGUCCAAUGUGAGAGAGAAAUUUGAACUAGCCCACCCUCCAGAAGAAUGGAAAUAUGAAUUGAGAAUUCGAUAUUUGCCAAAAGGAUUUCUAAACCAGUUCACUGAGGACAAACCAACUCUAAAUUUUUUCUAUCAGCAGGUGAAAAAUGACUAUAUGUUAGAAAUAGCAGAUCAAGUGGACCAGGAAAUUGCUUUGAAACUAGGUUGCCUUGAAAUCCGGAGAUCCUACGGAGAGAUGAGAGGCAAUGCAUUAGAAAAGAAGUCCAACUAUGAAGUGUUAGAGAAAGAUGUUGGAUUAAGACGUUUUUUUCCGAAGAGUUUACUAGAUUCGGUGAAGGCCAAAACACUACGAAAAUUAAUCCAACAAACAUUUCGACAGUUUGCCAACCUCAAUAGAGAAGAAAGUAUUUUGAAAUUCUUUGAGAUCCUCUCUCCAGUGUACAGAUUUGACAAGGAAUGCUUCAAGUGUGCUCUUGGUUCAAGCUGGAUUAUUUCAGUGGAAUUGGCAAUUGGCCCAGAAGAAGGAAUCAGUUACCUUACAGACAAGGGUGCAAAUCCAACUCAUCUAGCAGACUUCAACCAAGUGCAAACUAUUCAGUACUCAAACAGUGAAGACAAGGACAGAAAAGGGAUGUUGCAACUCAAGAUAGCAGGUGCACCUGAGCCUCUGACAGUGACAGCACCAUCCUUAACCAUUGCAGAGAAUAUGGCUGACUUGAUAGAUGGAUAUUGCCGACUGGUGAAUGGAGCUACGCAAUCUUUUAUUAUCAGGCCACAGAAAGAAGGUGAAAGAGCUUUACCAUCAAUACCAAAGCUGGCCAACAAUGAGAAGCAAGGAGUAAGGUCACACACAGUCUCUGUGUCAGGAAUCAAUCACUGUCAGCAUAAAGUAAAGAAAGCUAGACGCUUUCUCCCUUUCGUCUUCUGUUCCCAUGAGCCGCCGCCUAAGGAUGAAAUUAGUGGGGACGAGACAGAUGACUAUGCAGAGAUUAUAGAUGAGGAAGAUACUUAUACAAUGCCAUCAAAAAGCUAUGGAAUAGAUGAAGCCAGAGAUUAUGAAAUUCAAAGGGAGAGAAUUGAACUGGGGCGCUGCAUCGGUGAAGGACAGUUUGGAGAUGUACACCAAGGAGUUUACAUGAGUCCGAAUAAUCAGCAUGUAGAUCUGAUGUUUCAGGAAAAUCCAGCUAUGGCUGUUGCAAUCAAAACAUGUAAAAACUGCACCUCAGACAGUGUUAGAGAAAAAUUCUUACAAGAAGCCUUAACAAUGCGUCAGUUUGAUCAUCCUCACAUUGUGAAGCUCAUUGGAGUUAUUACAGAAAACCCAGUUUGGAUAAUCAUGGAGCUCUGUACACUUGGAGAGUUGAGAUCAUUUUUGCAAGUAAGAAAAUACAGUUUGGAUCUUGCCUCUCUGAUACUCUACGCUUACCAGCUUAGCACAGCACUUGCCUACUUAGAGAGCAAAAGAUUUGUACAUAGGGAUAUUGCUGCUAGAAAUGUGCUGGUGUCUGCCACUGACUGUGUGAAAUUAGGUGACUUUGGUUUAUCCCGAUACAUGGAAGACAGUACUUACUAUAAAGCUUCCAAAGGAAAAUUACCUAUCAAAUGGAUGGCUCCAGAGUCAAUCAACUUCCGACGGUUUACCUCAGCUAGUGAUGUGUGGAUGUUUGGUGUGUGUAUGUGGGAGAUUCUAAUGCACGGGGUAAAGCCCUUCCAGGGAGUGAAGAACAAUGAUGUGAUUGGGCGAAUUGAGAAUGGUGAGCGGCUCCCAAUGCCUCCAAACUGCCCUCCUACCCUCUACAGCCUUAUGACCAAGUGCUGGGCAUACGACCCUAGUAGACGACCCAGGUUUACCGAACUUAAAGCACAACUCAGUACAAUACUGGAGGAAGAGAAGCUGCAGCAAGAAGAACGAAUGAGAAUGGAAUCCAGGCGACAAGUCACAGUAUCCUGGGACUCAGGAGGAUCAGAUGAAGCUCCUCCCAAGCCCAGUAGGCCUGGUUACCCCAGUCCGAGAUCCAGUGAAGGGUUUUAUCCAAGUCCACAACAUAUGGUACAGCCAAAUCAUUACCAGGUGUCUGGCUACCCUGGUUCUCACGGGAUACCGGCCAUGGCAGGCAGCAUUUAUCCUGGGCAGGCUUCUCUCUUGGAUCAAGCAGAUUCCUGGAACCAUCGGCCUCAGGAAAUAUCAGUGUGGCAACCAAACAUGGAGGAUUCAGGCACUUUGGACAUAAGAGGAAUGGGGCAGGUUCUACCCACACAUCUCAUGGAGGAGAGAUUGAUACGACAACAGCAAGAGAUGGAAGAAGAUCAGCGUUGGCUGGAAAAAGAGGAACGAUUCUUGGAGAGAGAGUACCUUCUGUAUUUUAAUACGGAGUUUGACCCAAGAGGAGAAUCACCUGUAACCACAGAUAGGAAACCAGUGGUGGUGAUGAUGCCAUGAGAGAGCCUGCUGAACUGGUAGCUAGUUAGUUUGCUUCACAGAAGUUGUGGGAAAGCAACUGUGUCAUUCUGUCUUUUCAAGGUGACCUUUUAAGUUCAGUAGUGUAGUGAAGUUAGUGACUUUUAUGGUGUAACUUUUGGCACUGUCACUAACUAUCUCUGAACGUUUUGCAGAAUGCUUUUCUUCUUUUGGGCCUGUUUAAUCAUCUGCUUCCUCAUUUAUAUUUAGUUUCUGGUUUGAACCUUUCUUUUGUGGCUGUAUUGAUGGUAUGUGGUGUUGUUUUUAAUCAUAUAAAAUAAAGAUAUAUAUGUGCAAGCCUUUUCAUAACUCCUUAGCAGACAGAGCAGUGUUCUGCUAAGAAAUUUAUAGUCCUUUCCCGUGAUAGGUUAAGAAGAAAUAACUCGCAUAGCUUUCUUAUCAUGUUUGGGUUUGUUUUUUUCUGAAAUUCCCACAUAGUUGUGGUUUUGUCCUAUUUUGACACUGAGAAUUGCAAUUCAAAUAUAAUUGAUGUGACCUGUUGCUAAAAUAAGACUUUAAAUUUUAGCCUGAGAAAAUCCCACCAAGACAUUGCCAUUUGGCAUGUCCUGCGAAUGCCGAGACUUACAUGUUCUUUUAUUAGUGAGUGACCAUACUGGAAAUAAAGUAGAUUAUGUUCCAGUUUGUCAACAUAUGCAUCCUGUCUGAGAAGUCCUCAUGACAUUUCCAAAGAUUUUAGAUAGUAGACUAUUAGAAAAAAAAAAAAACAUUUACUUUUCAAGGGUGUUGAUUUUCUGCAAGACAAAUAUUUGAUAAAAUAUAGUUCCUCCCUGAAAUAUAUAUCUGUAAUUAAUAUAAUAAGUGGAAAAGACUUAGCUUAAACUUGCAUUUUAGUUUAGUACAGUUGGUGCGUUCAAAAAAAAAAGUUCAGAGCACUAUAGUUUGUGUGCUUGAGAGGUCCCAUCAUACUAUGGGUAUGAAACACAUCAGAAGAUGACUUGUCAUCACAGUCAGUCACUGUUUAGCUUCGAGGCUUGAAAAAUAUACUCACAUGUGGCAGCUUUUCCAGGUAAAGCUGAAAUCUCCAGUUUCCCGAAGGCUUCGUUUUCUGAAACAUUCUUGCUCUGCACAGGAGUGUUAAGCAGGGCCUUUGCAGAUGUACAGUCUUACUAGCUAUGUUCAGCUUGGGGGCUUCACAACCAAGUGGAUGUCUUGAGGGUUUCCCCCCUCCAACUCAUCUCCCUGUUGUAUGUACACUCUCAAGAGAGUCGUGCUCCGACGAGUGAAUUAAAGCUUUUACCGCUGUAGAAACACAAGAAUUGAUGCUAAAUAAUAUCUUAAAACACAGUAGGAGUUUGAUCUUAAAUAUCACCUUUACUGUAAAAUAGUUUGGUUUUUUAAAUUUCCACAGCUACACAAAUGAUGAAUAAAUCACAAUAUCAUUUACUAAAAUGGGAGUUGUUAGAAUUUAUUGGAACGCAGUCAAGUCACUAGAAAUAUAAUUGGGCUUCUUAGUCAUUGGACACAAAAGCGUGUUGAGUAUUUCUCUGUUGUUCCUUGUGUUCCCAACCAUCCAAGUUUUGAUGGGGCAGAAGGAGGAAAAUGUUUGGAGUUGAAAGGGCUUGCGUUCAUGUACUACUAAAGAUUUUCAUUCCUUAUUUCUAAGAAGUAAUUAUGCAGAUUGCUGAGAUGCAGCUGGGUUGUGUAGCUGUACAGACUGCUCCUGGACCCUCUGGUUUCACCCUCUGGUUUGGUGGUACCCGUUGGCACUUGAUAUCUUCGUUUUCAGAUCAGGUUCUUGGAGAUGCCUGGGUAACACCACUGUCUUCCAUGGCUUUGCUUGCAUGGAAAUAGCCAACAGGACUUGAUAUUUUUAUUGGCAAUGCGUGAAGCAAAUGUUUGUCAAGUUAAUAAUGUAAUUUAGACUGAAGCUAGGUGGUUUUAUACUGUUCAUGUACAUGAUGUCCUGAAGGCCACUCAUGCUGCACGUUUGCUGCUGGUGGUGACUUGGGUAAUUGAAUUGUUGCUGUGACAUGAGGUUGUAGAAUUGGGCACUUGGAGAGUUUAGAUGCUGAAAGGGAGAACCUUGUGAGUAAGACAAGGAGGGGAGGAGAUAUUAUUAUGUCUGUUAAUUUAACUUUCUUCUUAUACUACUAGAAAAAAAACUGUUGGUUAGGUUACUGUAUAUUUUUGUGCUUCUGAAUCUUUUAAAGUGCUCAAUAUUUCAUUAUCUUUAGAGUCUGGUUUACGGUGCAUUUCUGGAAUAAUAAAUUGUUAAAAAGUGCAAAGAGCAUUAAAGAUCCCUGUGAUAAAAGUCUUUGACUACAUCCAAAGACUUUGGGCACUUCCCUGGCUAGAAACAAACAUGAAACAAAGGCAAAUUGUGAGGAUCAGCGUAAUAGAAAUGUAUUUAGUCAUAUGCCUAGAUAAACAAGGAUAGUUACUUGCUUUAGUUUAAAAAAUAUGAGAAUGAUGACCUUAAGUAUCUAAUGUAUCUAAGAUACCCAUAUCAAGUGAGACUCUAAUUGGAAAAAAUCCUUCAUCAUAAUAAAGGAAAUAAACUGGAGACUCAUCAAUGGUAGGUUUCAUCAUAAGAUUUGUCACAAAUUCCUAGAGAAGCAUGGGGAAAUUGCUUGCUUGUGUCUGCUUCUGUUCUUCGUGUUUAAGAUGGGGUUAAAUAUUUCCCUGCCUAGUAUGAUUUGUCUAUUUUUAAUCUGCAAGUUCUUUCAGGCAGCGACUGUCUCAGGCUGUGCCUCAGUCUGCAGCAGACUGAAUGAAAAUCCAAAGUAUAAGCCCUUCUGACACACUACCAGCACAACUGGAAUAUUUUUAAUGAUAAAAGAUCAAUAAUAGUGUAUCUUUGCAAGUUCCAUCUAUCCUGCUGGCUUUUUAAGGUCAGUUAGCAGGAUUUGUGAGUUUGAAUUAUUCUUUAGUGCUUUUAGAAAGAAAGAAAAAAAGGAUCUGGAACAGCUUUAAACAAGAAAUGGAUAUAUUUGUCCCCCGAAACUGACCCUGAAAGAACGUGUGGUUAGUUGCAGUCAGUAUUCACAGCCUACAUUUCUCGAAAUAAAAAAUUUUCAUUAUCA